GGGACGAAAGAGGACCUCAACGCCAAGGAUGAGACGGCCGUGUUGGAUUUCGAGCGGCCACGCUUUUCACACGCAAAGACACCCGAUCUAUCAGCCGACUCGCAGAACGGCAGGCUGACGCCAAACCCCCCCGCCGUUCUGGGUCCGUUUGAUUGGGACGACUUUGAGGCGCGGUACGAAAAGGCUUUGAUGGACGCGGAUGAACAAGAGCGAGAAAUCCUCAAAGAAGCUGAAAGCCUUGCCAAGUAUUUCCAGGUAUGGUCUUCGGCUGCCUCAGCUCAUGACGACGAGCGAGCAGUGAAGCGUUUGCAGACGCGACAACGCUUUGUGAAUAUUUCUGAAGAAAAGAUGGCUCAAAAGCAGCAGCAUUACGAGGAAGUCGUGCGUGCGUUUGAGAGUGCGUUGGCGCUGCUUCGGAUGCAAACCAACGAGCUCUCAUUCAAAGUUCCACAGAUAACUAGUGACGAAUUAUUGGAAUUCCACCAAAGUCACUUUUCAAACGAAGCUGCCGCUGAUUUUGGACAAAGCUUCACAAGUCUUCCACCACAACAAGUCUCCCACGAUCAGCUCUACGGGGAAUGGGGGGAGGAGGAUGAAGAGGAUGACGGUCUCGGCUACUAUGAAGAUGGUGUAAAACGAACUCUCACAGAUGCGCAGAUCGAAAUCUUCAGGCACUCGGAGCUGAGGGAGCUCAAACGACAGCGAGAAAAACAGGCUCAGGCCAAAUCAGGCACGCCACGAGAUGCCUCUGCAAAUGAAACACAUACCGCAUCUCCCCAUGACCCGGGUACCUCCACGAGUUCUCGAAGCAAGAAGAAAAAGAAAAAGAAGUCCAAGGCGGUAAAGCAAGAGCCUAAACCAGAUUUACGGAAGCGAACCUGGGACGUUGUUGAAGCUGGGCUCGAUUCCCUCGACUACGAUUAA
This is a messenger RNA of Trichoderma atroviride IMI 206040, 924 nucleotides long. Lineage: Eukaryota; Fungi; Ascomycota; Sordariomycetes; Hypocreales; Hypocreaceae. The record is from RefSeq and is a predicted model, not a curated record.